Messenger RNA from Penicillium maclennaniae, 1476 nucleotides. RefSeq names its product threonine aspartase 1. NCBI's taxonomy places the organism in Eukaryota, Fungi, Ascomycota, Eurotiomycetes, Eurotiales, Aspergillaceae. Bases 1 to 1476 code for a protein of 491 amino acids. The record is from RefSeq and is a predicted model, not a curated record. The transcript has 6 exons. Gene Ontology annotation, biological process: protein maturation. Gene Ontology annotation, molecular function: threonine-type endopeptidase activity.
AUGGCGCCACACAACGAUUCUCCACGUCCCUCUGGCCCAGUUGCCGAGCAAUCUACCAACAUGGAACGAGGCAAACGGUCCAAAGUUCCAUGUGCUGUGUUUGUCCAUGCCGGUGCUGGAUAUCACAGCCGAGAGAAUGAAGCGAAGCACCUGAAGGCCUGCUCAGAAUCGACCAGGGCUGGGAUGAUUGUCCUGCAGACAGGGGCGACUGCGGUCGAGGCAGUGGAGAUGGCGCUCUCAAUGCUCGAAGACAAUCCCAUCACCAAUGCAGGGUAUGGUAGCAAUCUGACUGCGAAGGGUGUUGUCGAAUGUGAUGCGUCCAUCAUGGAUCAUCUUGGCCGUAGUGGUGCCGCUGGAGCUGUUCCCAACGUUAAAAACCCGAUCAUGCUGGCUCGCAAGAUCUACGACGAGGCGUACAGAUCCCCUGGCAUGUCGCGUGUUCCACCCAACUUCAUCGUGGGUGACGGUGCUACCGAGUUCGCAUGGGCUCAUAAUAUUCCCACCAUUCCACCUCAUGCUUUGAUCACAAAUGCUGCCAGAGAACGCUGGACCAUCUGGACUCGCGAGAUUGAAGAAUUUGAGGCAGAACGUGCACAUUCUCUGGAAGACUCUGCACCUACGUGGGUGCGUCCUUCCACUGACCAUGGCUCUCCCAUACCGGCUGGUGUUGCCCGUGGCACUCCUCCUGUCUUUGGUAGACUCGAUGCCAGAACUGCUUCCGCCAGUCAGCUCAAUCCAGAACAUGAUAAUGACUUACUAGUAAGCGGAUCGACAAUGGAUGGAGUGCUUCCUCGUGUCAAAUCACAGUCAGCCGGUGAAUAUUCCACAUUUCCUGAGUCUGAUUGGGCAAGAUAUCCGAAAAAUCCCACCGACGGUGAAACUGGCGAGGAUCGUAUCACAGAUACUGUCGGGGCGAUUGCGAUUGAUCAGUGGGGCAAUAUCGCUGCCGGAUCCUCAUCUGGUGGCAUUGGGAUGAAGCAUCGAGGCCGAGUAGGUCCUGCAGCAUUGAUUGGCAUCGGAACUCAUGUCAUUCCCGUUGACCCAGCCGACCCAGAACAAACCACUACAGCUGUUGUGACGUCUGGGACUGGCGAACACAUUGCAUCCACGCUUGCAGCCAGUACCUGUGCGACUCGAAUUUACUAUGGCCAGAAGAUGGGUCCAAACGGUACAUUCGAGCCAGUCAGUGAAGAAGAGGCACUUCACUCAAUGAUUUCGAAUGAGUUCACUGGUCACCCUGCAGUUCAGAAUAGUGAGGUCGGUGGCUCCAUCGGAAUCCUAGCUGUUAAGAAAACAAACGAAGGCAUCGGUCUCUUCUUCGCCCACAAUACUGAAUCGUUUGCUGUUGCGUCGAUGGCUGCCGGAGAUCUCGAACCCCAAACUGUGAUGUCCCGGGGUAGGAAGAACGGAUCUAUCGCUCAGGGUGGGCUAAUGAUUCGUCCUAGAAAGUCCCACCAUCAGAAAUCCCAGAACUGA